GACCCAUCAAAAAAUCUGAGCUUGCCUUUGGUAUUGAUUUCAAAAGAAUAUAUAUAGUACAUCAAUAAGGAAACCCUUCACUUUCCUGCACAUCCCUUGCUUUUGGAAAUAAUUUGGGAGCUCAGGAAAAUGGAAGGUAAAUCAGGAGAGUCUGAAUGGCCGGUGAUCGGAAUCGAUCUCGGAACAACCUACUCUUGUGUUGCAGUUUGGCGUCAUGGUCGUGUUGAAAUCAUAACGAACGAUCAGGGUAAUCGGACAACACCGUCUUGGGUAGCUUUCACCGACUCCGAGCGGCUUAUUGGUGAAGCCGCCAAGAAUCAAGCUUCCUUCAACUCCACCAAUACUAUCUUCGAUGCAAAACGGUUAAUUGGUAGGAGAUUUAGUGAUGAAACUGUACAAGAAGACAUGAGAAUGUGGCCAUUUAAGGUUACAGCUGGUAAUAGUUUAGGAAAUGAAGAUAAUCCAAUAAUUGUGGUCACGUAUAAGGGUAAGGAAAAGAGAUUUACUCCUGAGGAGGUGUCCUCAAUGGUCUUGAUCAAGAUGAAAGAUACUGCUGAAGCUUUCCUUGGCACGUCAGUGAAAAAUGCAGUUGUCACAGUUCCAGCAUACUUCAAUGAUUAUCAGCGUCAGGCUACUAAAGAUGCUGGCACCAUUGCAGGGCUUAAUGUUGUUCGUAUCAUCAACGAGCCAACAGCUGCUGCCAUGGCUUAUGGUCUUGACAUGAAGGCUACUUGUAUUCAUGGGCCUGAAAAAAAUGUUCUAGUAUUUGACCUAGGUGGUGGGACAUUUGACGUUUCGUUGGUUGCUAUCACAAAAGGUAAAUGUGAAGUCAAAGCUGUAAGUGGGGACACUCACCUUGGCGGAGGGGACUUUGACAACAGAAUGGUAAGUGAUCUUGUUAAGGAAUUUAAGAGGAAGCACAAGAAAGACAUUAGUAAGAGUCCCAAGGCUCUUGGAAGAUUGAGGGCUGCUGCUGAGAGAGCAAAACGGGUACUUUCGUCAACUUCCCAAACUAGUAUUGAGUUGGAAUGUCUCUUUGAUGGGAUCGAUUUCACGUCAAUUAUAACUCGUGCACGUUUUGAGAAGCUGAACAUUGAUUUGUUCAGAAAUUGUAUUGACACUGUUGAAAAGUGCUUAAAAGAUGCCAAGGUAGAAAAGCAUGAUGUUGAUGAUGUAGUUCUUGUUGGGGGUUCAUCCCGAAUACCAAAGGUCCAGCAGUUGCUGCAGACCUUCUUUGAUGGUAAGGAGCUGUGCAAAAGUAUGAAUCCUGAUGAAGCUGUUGCUUAUGGUGCAGCUGUCCAUGCUGCCGUCUUAAGUGGUAUCAGUAAAUAUACUAAGGAUAUUGUUCUUGUGGAUGUAACACCUUUAUCUCUUGGUAUUAAGUAUUUUGAUGGUAGUAUGUGUAUUGUGAUUCCAAGGAAUACAAGUAUCCCAGUGAAGAUGCAUAGGAGUUGUCGGACUGCAGUAGAUAAUCAGGUGGCCACAGUUUUCAGAGUGUUUGAGGGUGAGAGAGUUAUUGCUACAGAAAACAAUUUUUUGGGUGAGUUUACUGUUUCAGGGUUUCCUCCAGCACCGAAACAUGAGAUCAUAUUUGAUGUGUGUUUCAGUAUUGAUGAUAAUGGAAUUCUUAAUGUAUCGGCAGUGGAAACAAGCACCAGAAACAAGAAUGCAAUCACCAUUCUUAAUCACCAAGGUCGGCUUCCAAAGGCAGACAUAGAUAGGAUGAUAAAAGAGGCUGAAAUAUAUAAGGCUCAAGAUGAGGAAAUUAGGAAGAUGAUGGAAGCCAAGAAUGCACUUGAGAAUUAUGCCAACGACAUGCGGGAAGCAUUGGAUGAUUAUGGGAAACUAGAACUCAACAGUAAUGAGAAGAAGGUUAAUGAUGCAAUGGAGCAAACAUGUCAAUGGCUUGAAGAGAAUUCUCAUGUUGCGGAGGCUUCUAAGUUUGAGGAAAAGUUGAAAGAGCUGCGAAGUAUUUGUCAUCGUUUUGCUUCUAAGAUGUCCUAAUUCGAUAUCAUAUGCAGCAAUGCCACUUCAUUGAUACAGUUUGCAUAUCAAUAGUAAUGGGGUGAUUUAUUAUUAUCAAAUUUUGACUCUUUUGCUUGGAAAAUUACAAAUACAUGAAUUAAUAGCAAAAAAAAUAGAAGUAUUUCAUAUGUACACUGUACACGAUCUCGAAGUAGGAGAUGUCAUCUCUCAUUUUUGCAAUUUGACUAAUCGACUAGGAUGCCGAUAUGGCGAUGUCUCAGUUUCUGCUAUUUUUGAUCUGGAACCAAUUGCUGUGUUGAACUCAAAGAACAUCUGGAAAUGUUGGCCCUUUAUUUUUUUUAAUGUUCAAUCAAUUAAUUCUGCUUUUUUGUUUUAUUUUACUGUCAUUUUUAUGUAAUAGGGCUCUCUAGCAAAUGAAGUUGAUGGUUUAUACCUUGGAAAAUGCCACCAUUAUCUAAUAUCAACAAAAAUACCGACUUUGUUUUUCUUCAAA
Beta vulgaris subsp. vulgaris (sugar beet) is the source of this 2479-nucleotide messenger RNA. RefSeq names its product heat shock 70 kDa protein 18. Gene Ontology annotation, cellular component: cytoplasm. The transcript has 2 exons. Gene Ontology annotation, molecular function: ATP hydrolysis activity; heat shock protein binding; ATP-dependent protein folding chaperone. Bases 130 to 2004 code for a protein of 624 amino acids. The record is from RefSeq and is a predicted model, not a curated record. Lineage: Eukaryota; Viridiplantae; Streptophyta; Magnoliopsida; Caryophyllales; Amaranthaceae. Gene Ontology annotation, biological process: cellular response to unfolded protein; protein refolding.